Molecule: messenger RNA, 6193 nt
Organism: Macrobrachium nipponense
Lineage: Eukaryota; Metazoa; Arthropoda; Malacostraca; Decapoda; Palaemonidae
Exons: 9
Coding region: 106-2610 (834 amino acids)
Biological process (GO): protein phosphorylation; signal transduction
Cellular component (GO): cytoplasm
Molecular function (GO): ATP binding; protein kinase activity
Source: RefSeq, a predicted model, not a curated record
CCCGGAGGAGGACCUGGGGGAGGUAAUGGUGGUGAAGGGGUGACAGAAAAGGGAGGAGGAGGAGGGACAGGGAUCAGCGCUAAACAAGAGUCUGGGAAGGUCUCCAUGACGCUGACCAAACGUGAUCUUCUCAACCAGAUGGUCAGUCAAACGAAGCAACAUCGGCAGCAAAUAAGGACCCUGGAGAACGAGUUGGAACGCCUGAGGUCGGGAGAUGUCUUGAACAAGUGUGAGGUGAACAUCUCCGAGGUUGAGUGGCGACCUGCAGACGUCGUUGGGGAAGGUUCUUUCUCCACAGUUUACAAAGGAACUUAUUGUGGUACGGAAGUAGCUAUAAAGGAACUUAAAUUUAAGCUGUCUCAGGAUGACAAGAACUAUUUCCGUUCGGAAGCAGCUCUCCUGCAGCAGCUGCACCACCCACGCAUUGUGCUCAUGAUGGGCGUGUGCACCUCCUCAGCUAGACCUUCCAUGCUGCUGGAAUACCUGGCUGGAGGCACCCUGUACAACCUCAUUCACACCCAAACAAGAGAUAGGCUGGACCACGCAGCAUACUUCGUAGUGGCCAAAGAUAUUGCCCAGGGCAUGAAUUACUUACAUCGACACGAUCCUCAGGUUCUCCAUUUGGAUUUGAAAUCAAUGAAUGUGUUGCUUGACUCGUACAUGCGAGCCAAGAUAGCAGACUUUGGGUUUUCUAUACUGAGACGCUCGAGGGCCGGUUCACCUGCACAACGGGGGUCAAUCAGGGGAACGCCUGCAUGGAUGGCCCCGGAGCUGCUGACAAAAGGAGAGGUGUCUGCGAAAUGCGACGUUUACAGCUUUGCCAUCAUCUUGUGGGAAAUGUUGACUUCCAGUCAUCCCUUCAAAGGUUUAGAUAUAUUCCAGAUAAUGGAGAGAACUGAGUCAGGGGGACGACCAACGCUUCCUGUGUCAAGAAUGUCUAGAGAACUGAAGGAACUUAUCACUUCUUGCUGGGCCCAGAAUCCUUCACUUAGGCCAAGUUUUGAAGAGAUAUUGGGGGCUUUAGAGACUGCUGCUGUACCAUCUUCCUGGCGAGGGCUUCUCCACAAAGCUAAUAUCAAGUCAUCACAGCUUUCUGAUGUAGCUGCUGCAAGGACCAUCAUCAGUGUAGUUGAACAAAGUGUAGAGCUGGUACGACGCUCCCUCCAACAACAGAGAGCUAGUAAAAACCGGGAACUAAAAGGAAGGGAACUAGAUGAGAGUGAGAAUAUGGCAAAUGUUUAUGAUACACUGGAAACUGAUAUUGGUAAUUUAAUAGACAUUGUUAAGCCACAGCCACGACUAAAGGGUGUGUCAUCUUCAAGAGGCAUGAAAGAUGAGUCCCCUAGUCGACAAACUUCCCCAUACCGCAGAUCUUCACCCACCAGACAUCCAUACUCACGAGAUACAUCUCAAGGUAGAGGUCAUAACCUCAAGAAGAGCCAAGUAAGGGAUUUCAGUCCUCACAAAGAGGCCAUUAGAGAGUCUUCAAGCAAAGUCUCCAGGACAGCUCUUGGUGAUAUAAACAGAAGGUUAUCUGUUAAAGAACUUAGAAACUCGAGUGUUGAACAUAGAAACAGAUUAGACCGCAGCAGGCAGAGGAAAAAAGACAGUCAUUCUGAAGAAGUUGCCCGGUACAGAAAUGACAGGCUUAGCUCGGAGAAGUUUGCAAAAGAAAAUGACAGGCGUAGAAAAGGCCGAGAGAGAGAUCAACUAGGAGUGCCUGAUAUUCCAAAAGUUAGAAAUAAAUCUAACAGGGACUGUGAAUUUUAUGGCAUUCAGGAGAACUGGGAAUAUGAAAAGAGUAACUUUAACCGUGGUAAAAAAGAACCAAAGCAGAUAAUUGAACGAAGUAGUAACAAGGCCAAAGCAGGGAAGAAAAAACGGUCAAGAAGCCUGGAGAGCAGUGUCAGAUACAAUGAUGUUCAUAUGGCUGUUAGAAGUCCAGUUAGACAACAUGGUGGAGGAAGUGACAGACACUCAGACUUGCCCAGGGAUAGAAAUUAUAAAAAAAGAUAUUACAGAGAACAGAAUCUCUCACCUGAGCAAAGGGGGUUAUCAAAAAAUCACCAAAAGAAUUAUGAGAGGCUAGCAGACAGUAGAGACAGUCUUGGGGAUAGCCAGAAUGAGUCUUGGACUAGCAUUGAAGGUAGCAGUUAUGGGGAUUCCAACAAUCCUUUAGAUGAGUUCGAGGAUCAUUAUUCAGAAAAGGUCAAGCGAAGAUAUUCACCCAGUCCUAGAAGAGCUUCCCCUCAGCGUCACCUUUCACCAUCUCGCAAAGUGAGUCACCACUCACCUGAGCAACCUGAUUACAGCUACAGUCCAGAGAGACAUCGUUCUCCUCGCAGUCCAGUCCGAAGGAGGGUAACAGACUCUCGGUCGCAUUUUGGCCCAUUGAUGGUGACAUCUGAACAGCUGUUAAGUCAAAAACAAAGGUUGCGUCCUGUACGACCAUCUGAAUUGUCUGAUUUAACAAAUAUGCCCGAGAACUCUCUCAAUGACAUAUCAGUUAUUCUCAAAACUGCCAUCACAAAACGUCGUAAUGCCUUUGAUGAAGGAAUGAGUGGCCGAGACUCUUUCCGAUCUGAUUUUGAGUGGUCUGACUGGCACUAAUGGUAGAUAAUCUCGCUUGUCUCCAAAGUAUGGGAUGUACUAUAAGGCACGACCAGAUUUAGUUUCAGAGCUUUUUUUUCAUACGAUUAGCAUCUUUACACUCAUGGUAAUAUUGAAGGUGAUUUUAUCGAUUUAAUAAUAAAAUGUAAGUAGAAUGAUUAUUUAAUGACCAUUCUACUUACAACGAAUGACAUAAAUGGCUCUAAGUAGUUAUGUACACGUUGGAUAAAUAUUACUCACCCUUCCUGAUAUUGACUUUGUAAUGGACAUUAGAACAACGUUUUAGUAUACUCGAAAAAAAACUUAGAAUCUUUUGCCAAAGUCAAAAAAAGUCAUGAUCGUUACUGCUCUAGAGUUCUUAGCUAGUGAAGGAUCGGAAGAUAUUUUCCUUUCAUGUACAUUCUGAACGUAAAUUUUAUAGUAUUUUAUCAUACAUACCCCUCUAUUUCAAGAGAGGUUGUCAUUUCCUUAACUUGUUGCCUCCCACUGCCAAAUUAAGAUUAUCAGUAAUCCAGAAAAGAUACUUAGUAUUCUUUAUGAACUGGGAGGGAGUCUCUUGUCAGUGUUACUAGUUUGUCUAUAUUGUAAAAAUAAUACCAUGUUAUUUCAUCUAUACUUGUUGUUGUUGAGUUAUAUUGAUAUACUACUGUACAGUGUAAUAGGCGUGUUUUUAGACAAUCUUGUUUUUGUAGAGCAAAAUAAAGCGAUGGCAUGACGACUCAUAACAAAAAUAGAAUUUUUGAGAUAUUUUUCAUCCGAAGCAUUCACCUUCAAUUCAUACAAAGGGAAAAUAACUUGCAUCUAGCCUGGUCAUGUGAAAAGGUUAAUAGUACAGAUAACGAAGACUUAUUUAUGCAUGUAGUAUAACCUCAUUUAAAAUUUGGGCAAUACGCCCUUCAUAAAUCAUGCCCUGUGAACUGCCGUGGUAAAAGUGAGAAAAUUGAAGUUUAUUAAGACAGAUAUUAUUAUUAUGAAGUUUCAGCAUCCCCUUCUAAAUUGCAUGUCAGCUCACAAACAGCUGUGACUAUGCACCACCAAACAAAGUUAACAUAGUAAGAGGGCUGCUUAAAAUCAGUUCUGUUUGUACUUGAAACUGCCAUAAAGCUUUAUUAAACUUGUUAGUAAUAUCAAAAUUAAAAUGAAUUUAGCAAUAGCAAUGAUUACGUAUAUGACAAACUGUGAAUCUGAAAUUAUGAUGUUCAAUCCAAUAGUUAUUAAAAAUAUUUAGCUGAAUUCCUAAUAGGAUUUGGGUUUGCACAGGUUUGUUCAGUUUUAUAAUAACUACUAUACUAAUCAAGUUUUGCAAAACAUACUGUUCCUUUGAGUGUUUUUUUAACAAUCGUUGAGAUUUAUUUGUACCCCAUAAUGUUAGGAUUUGCUCACCUGCCGCAAAUGCUCCUCCCUCAGUGCUCUACGAUGAUAAAGGGACAAUAAAUGAAAAAUACCUGUAAAGGAUUAGAUCAUAAUUUUUUAGAAUUUUCAUCAAGAUAGUAGACUAUGUUCACGCUGCUACCUAUGUAAAAAAAAAAAAACUUGACAAGAUUUUAUAUGGGUAACAUCAAGUGGUUAUCUGAUGUAAAAUCUGAAGCAAGGUUAGUAUUUCUGUAGUAAUGCUGGGUUUACUUUGAAUCUUUAAAGUGACUCCCCAGCCUGAUAAUUUUAUCUAUCUAAAUCAUCAUAUCUUUGUAUAAAUAGACAUUUGGUGAUUAACUCAUAUCUUUGUAUAUGUUCUUGAGUAAAAGAGAAGCCUUCAUCUGUUGCUUUCUGUACCCUUUCCUCAGAUCAUUGUUUAAGGAACUAUUGAUGUAAAGGCAUUUGGAGCAAACGUUCUGAAAAAUAUGGCAUACAUUGAAUAAUUUCUGUAGGUUUAGAAUCCUUGCAAUCAAUACUUACGUCAAAUAAGAUUAAUGCAGAAUGCAUAUGCUUGCAAGUGAUGCAAACGAGAUCUGGCGUGAAAGGUAACAGAAUAUUUAUAUUCGGAAUUAGAAUUUACUGAAGUGCAAUUAAUGUAUAGUGAGUUAUGGAAUGGAAACAUUUUACGAGAAUAGAUAACCUUAGUUUUGCUAGUUUAGCACCAAAUCUCAUUAACUAGGAUGAUUGCAAAUCUAUGCCAAGUCUUUUAAGGCGGGCUGCUAUUUCAUUUUUCAUCAGGGGAAAGUGAACACGUAAUAUCAGUUGCAAAUGAGUUGCAUUAUCUUUUUACAAACAUUGUACUACAGAACAUCAAGCGAAAAGGCAACAAACAAAAGCUCUAUAAACCUGAAUUUAAAUCGGUGAAAGUAAUCAAGUAAAUAACCUUAUCUCAAAAUAACCUCAUAGCAAUGCGACAGAUUUGAACAAUUCUGGGGCUUCAAGUAAACGUUGGAAUUUCUGAUGCUCAUACUGUGGUCCUGGGGAUUGCGAGGGCGUUCGUAAAUGUGAGGAAAGCUUGGGGGUUUGAUAGAGAGAUGUUGUGUUUGUGGAACAUCCCAGUCUGUUUUGAGGGUUGUUCUCUUAGGGUUGUAAAUUUAUUUUGAAAAAAUUGUUGCUCUGUACAGAAGCCUAAUAAGGUGAGUUAUUGGUUAUACAUUUUUUUCUUUUAACUUACAAGCUAUCUAGACAGUUUUGGUUAGGGUGGCGAUGAAAAUCUCAAUUGAUAUGAUUAACAACUUUAAGGGUAAAGGAGACACAAUUGCUUGGUUAUAAAAGGUAAAAUUGGUCGCCAAGCUUCAGAAAGUGAAUGAUGUGGCUGCAUUCAUUCCAUUUUUUUAGGUGAUGCACUGGACUUGUAUUUGGAAAUAAAAGAUGACCAAAGGAUAGUGAAAAGAUUGAAUAAUUACUGAAAGAAACCUUUUCAGAUACUUUUGUAGCAUUUGGGAAAUUAACUCAUUCAAGGUGGACGGGGGAGCAGGUAGAUGGCUUUGCAAAUGAAUUAAGAAGGUUGGUAUGGUUAGCUGGGUUUAACGGGGAUGGGUUGGAACAGUGAGGUUGUCAUUUGUGAAUGGUAUGACUCUACUCAGAUUUUUUACUGCAUUUGCACUCACUCGCAGGGGUGCCCUUUUAGCUCAGAAAAGUUUCCUGCUAGCUGAUUGGUUGCAAGUACUUUGUCCAAAUAGCAUCAUUGUUUUUAAAUAAUUACCAAGUAAUAUGAAUCGAAACUUAUUUACUAACCUAAAUUUCUCCCUCAGAUAUAUGUUUUGUCAAUAGAUAAUGUUGACAAAUAAAGAGUUUAUAAAAGUAUUGUGUUGGUAAGUCUAAAUUUAACAACAACGCCAGCCGAAGUCAACAAAAGAAGCUUGUUUUUGGAUGACACUGCAUAAUUAUUUUACUUUUCACAUAUUUUAACACCAAUUGGAAUAAAUUACACUAAGCAUAAGAAAUACAUGUUAUUAUAAACUUUCUUUGAAUGCUAGAAUCUACUAAAAACAUGGAAUUAAUAAAAAUCGCUAUUGGUGAAAUCUUCCGGGGAGGUAAAAAGAACAGCCUGUAGCAGCCUGAUAUGAAACCUGUAAAAUACAUUUUGUACCGUGUGUCAAUAAGUAAAUAAAUAAUGAUGAUAAUAUAAAUUGUAUGCUGUGUAGCAAGUAUAGCCUAUUCUGUAAAC